Oncorhynchus masou masou (cherry salmon) is the source of this 1961-nucleotide messenger RNA. Its product is annotated as L-lactate dehydrogenase A chain-like. The coding region runs from base 90 to 1088 and encodes 332 amino acids. Gene Ontology annotation, cellular component: cytoplasm. Gene Ontology annotation, biological process: pyruvate metabolic process; lactate metabolic process. The transcript is spliced from 8 exons. Gene Ontology annotation, molecular function: L-lactate dehydrogenase (NAD+) activity. Lineage: Eukaryota; Metazoa; Chordata; Actinopteri; Salmoniformes; Salmonidae. The record is from RefSeq and is a predicted model, not a curated record.
GCAUCCAGCCAGGGGAGAAGAGGCCAGCCGAAGACAUUCCAACUCGCUUCUCAGUGUUGUUUCCACAUCAUUUUCACUAAGCCUUCAAGAUGACUACCAAGGAGAAGCUGAUCACCCAUGUGUUGGCUGGUGAGCCUGUUGGCUCCCGGAGCAAGGUGACAGUUGUUGGCGUCGGCAUGGUUGGCAUGGCCUCCGCAGUCAGCGUCCUACUCAAGGACCUGUGCGAUGAGCUGUGCCUGAUUGACGUGAUGGAAGAUAAACUAAAGGGUGAGGUCAUGGACCUGCAGCAUGGCAGCCUCUUCUGCAAGACUCACAAGAUCGUGGGCGACAAGGACUACAGUACGACUGCCCACUCCAAGGUGGUGGUGGUCACAGCCGGUGCUCGUCAGCAAGAGGGUGAGAGCCGUCUGAACCUGGUGCAGCGCAACGUCAACAUCUUCAAAUUCAUAAUUCCCCAGAUCGUCAAGUACAGCCCCAACGCCAUCCUGCUGGUUGUCUCCAAUCCUGUUGACAUCCUAACCUACGUGGCUUGGAAGCUGAGUGGUUUCCCCCGUCACCGCGUCAUCGGUUCUGGGACCAACCUGGACUCUGGUCGUUUCCGCCACCUGAUGGGCGAGAAGCUACACCUUCACCCAUCCAGCUGUCACGGCUGGAUCAUUGGAGAGCAUGGAGACUCCAGCGUGCCCGUAUGGAGUGGUGUGAAUGUUGCCGGUGUUUCCCUGAAGGGCCUGAACCCAGACAUGGGCACAGACGCAGACAAGGAGGACUGGAAGCACGUCCACAAGAUGGUGGUCAAUGGUGCCUAUGAGGUCAUCAAGCUGAAGGGUUACACCUCCUGGGCUAUCGGCCUGUCCGUCGCUGACCUGGUUGAGAGCAUCCUGAAGAAUCUCCAUAAAGUCCACCCUGUAUCCACCCUGGUCAAGGGGAUGCACGGUGUGAAGGAGGAGGUGUUUCUCAGCGUGCCCUGUGUGCUGGGAAACAGCGGUCUGACCGACAUCAUCCACAUGACUCUGAAGCCCGAGGAGGAGAAGCAGCUGAGCAACAGCGCCGAGACCCUAUGGGGCGUACAGAAAGAGCUCACCUUGUAAAGAGUCCUGUGUGCCCUUCUGUAACAUCCCCAACCCCCAAUCCCACCUUCUGUAUACCCGUCCUUGUUCUCCCCUAUAGUCUUACUAUUGAUGGUACAAAUGAAGCCUUUUAGGCAGGAUCAAUUAUGUACAGUAGCUUAGUUGAAAAGCCAAUCAAAGUCAUUUUGCUGUUUCAAGAUAUUAAUGUGUUGGCUUGUACUAUGUCAUCGAUGUUUCUUGUGUUAUUCACACUCUUUUCCUGUUAAUGUUUUAGAAAGUGAUUGAAAUUGUGAGCAGGUUGAUUUCCACCAUUGCACUCUUUGUUUAGUGUGUGCGAGAGUUGGCCAGAGCCAUUCAGUUGCAAAACUAAGGUGUGUUUGUUUGGUAUCGGUAGAAAGUAAGACUAGGACUAGGUCUGAAGAAAGGCAGUGGGUUUGAACACACUGCCAAUUGCACUGUACCUGCUCUUUUGUAUGUCAAUAACUAAAAGCGUUAUAAACAUUGGAAUUGUCUGGGUGCUCACAUAAAAAAAAAUCUGAUGGCACAAUCUGAUGGCACUUUCGAAUGUUAUGUUUUGGGUUAAAACCUGACCUGUAAGUAACUGAUGGUUACAAUCAAUGUUCUGUGCACCCUAAAUGUCUGCUCAGUUUUGUCACCGUUAAUGAUGAUUUCUUAAAAUUGGAGUUUGGGCCACUGCGGCUUCAGUCCAAAGCCACAUGGAGAUGUAGCUUUGGACUGAAGCCUCAGUGGCCCAAACUCCGCUGUGAUGGUACUGCGAUAAAGGCCUAUAUAGUUAUUAUGAGCUGAACUGGAACUACGGCUCUGUCCUGUGCUUGUCAAGGCAGCUGAAUGUACACAUGUUCCGAUUUUCUUCACCACCAACCAAAUAAAACU